CUCAAGCUCUCCCUUCAGCAUCUUGACAUCAUCAUAUCACAAAUCACGAACCUUACCGGAUAAACCACUCGAUUCCUGCCCGUGAACAAAUCUCCAAAAACCGCAAUCAUGUCGUCAAUGUUUGGAUUCGGACGCCCACAGCCAUCUUCUGCUGAGAAGAUCGCAGCAGCAGAGCAAGAAAUGGACCUUGUCACCGACAUGUUCAACAAGUAAGCUACAUUCUUCUAGAACCGAGAACCGAAAGAACAUGUUUCUAACCAAAUGCGCAGACUCCAACAAGCCUGCAUGAAGAAAUGUGUACCAAGAGACUACCGCGAGGGCGACCUCCACAAGGGCGAGGCUGUCUGCAUCGACCGAUGCGCCUCCAAAUUCUUCGACGUCCAGAUGAAGAUCUCAGAAUUAUUACAAGCUGAAGCACAAGCAAAGGGCGGAGCUACUGGUGGGGGUUUUGGUCUUGGUGGUUUAUAAAAGAAUGGAUGGAUGUUAUCGAUUUGGAAGACUUCGCAAUGUGUAUUAUGGAUGGAUGAGGAGUACAAUGGGCAUCGCAGCAUCGACAAGAAAGUCUUGCGCUGGGAUAUUUUAUCAGUCACCCCGUGUAUCUGGCUGGAUAUUUGGUAAUGAACACGCAUGUCGGGAUGGUUGUAUACUAGGCGAAGGCGGAAGAACGAACGGCGUCAUCAUCCACUCUGAAUUGAUCCGAGCAUUCGGGAUUUUUACACGUAUUCGUGCAUUUUUGGUGUGUGCGGAAUUUUCAUCUACUAGUUGUUACAUGAGUGGCAAUUUGUGGUCUUGGUCAAACGCGCCCUCAACGCUAACAAGUACUGCUUAUCACUAGACGCAGGGUUUGACUCCUCAACCACGAAGCAAUUUUCCCCUGGCAACAAGUGUGGUUGAAAACCACCGGGCAUUGAGCGAUAAAGGAUAUCUCGUUCUCCUGUCUGCAUUCUAUUAAUACACUUGCCAAAACGACAAUAUUUAAUGGUACUCAUACCAAUCAACCUAAUCCAAGAUGCAGUCCCAAAGGCAACAAGAAAUAUCAAACUCUGUUUUAUCUUCCUCCUGUUAUCAGAUACCUAACCAAUAGAUAUCUUUCAACGAGCACGAUAGAUCAAGAACAUAACCCUAAAAACUAAAUUUUGGCCCCAAAGACGGAGCAGAAACGAGUCCAAAUUGCGGGGGAAAACAAAAUCGGCAGCUGUUAUUUAGACCCACAUUCAAAGAAACAGCUCAGAAUAUAGUGG
Hymenoscyphus albidus is the source of this 1241-nucleotide messenger RNA. Lineage: Eukaryota; Fungi; Ascomycota; Leotiomycetes; Helotiales; Helotiaceae. The record is from the annotation of a GenBank genome assembly.